AUGUCGCCUCAGGCAUCUCUUAUUUCCGAUUUGCAGGAGCUGUUUUUUUCAGUCCUGCACUCGACCGCCGGCCUGCGCAGAGUUGUUUACACCUCGCCUUCCCUCGACCAAGUCCGAACUGCAAACGCCAUGCGGCUUCUCCACCUUGACGCGCUGGGAAGGCUCGUCUCGACAGACUUCCACGGCAACACGAUCCCGCCCUACGCCAUUCUGUCGCAUAGAUGGUCUAGUUCCGAGAUCCUAUUUAACGACGUACAGAGCGAAGCCUAUAAGGAGAAAGAAGAAGGCUAUAGAAAACUUGAGUUCUGUGCUAAACAGGCAGCUCAGGACAAGCUGCAGUACUUCUGGGUCGACACUUGCUGCAUCGACAAGUGGAAUCUCGCUGAGCUCUCAAAGGCGAUCAACUCGAUGUUCCAGUGGUACAAAAACGCGACACGAUGCUACGUCUUCUUGUCAGACGUCUCGGUGUCGGCCGCAACAGAGCCGGUCCAACGCAGCGACUGGGAGGCGUCGUUCCGCAAAAGUGUAUGGUUUACUAGGGGGUGGACGCUCCAAGAGCUAAUUGCGCCGGUGUCAGUCGAGUUCUUCUCGUAUGAAGGACAUCCCCUAGGCGAUAAAGCGUCGCUCGACCAGCUUAUCCACGAGAUCACCGACAUCCCGCUCGCGGCAUUGCGCAACUGCCCCUUGGACCAGUUCCCUACAUCCGAGCGAGAGGGAUGGGCCAAAAAGCGCAGAACGACUGAAGCAGAAGACACCGUUUACUGUCUACUUGGGAUUCUUGGCGUCUCUAUGCCCACCGUGUAUGGCGAAGGACAGGAGAGUGCACGAAGCAGACUGCAGGCAGAAGUAAAGGCAGCUGUCAACGCACCGUCGAUCAUUCCAUUCUCACGGAACCACCGCUUCGUAGGUCGAGAGUCGCAGCUUACCAAGCUAGAAGCAAAGCUCUUCAGCAACGAACACACCACUACUAUACUAGCGAUCGUUGGACUAGGCGGAACAGGCAAGUCGCAGCUUGCGCUCGAGGUUGCACACAGAACAAGGCAGAGCAACAAGAACUGCUCGGUCUUCUGGAUAGACGCAAGCGACAAAGACAGUCUCUACCAGUCGUAUGCAAGGGUUGCGCAGAAGCUUAAUGUUUUAGGCUGGAACGACGAUCAGGCGGACAUAAAACAGCUUGCGAAACGCUGUGUAGUAGAGAUUAGUACGCGGCAAUGUUUACUCAUUUUCGAUAACGCAGAAGACACCACUCUACGAUCUGGCGGCUCGUCUACGAUAGAAUAUGCGGUCUUAGCCGACUGUUUGCCGCAGUCCAAGCAAUGUUCUGUCAUCUUCACAACAACAAAUAGUAACACAGCUCAGGCGCUUGCUUUAGAGAAUGUUAUAGUGCUGCGAGAGCUAACACUAGACGCGGCGCUGAAGAUGCUGCAAGUCCGCUUAGCGAGGCCCCUCGCGAACACUGAACAGCAGGAAGCCAAGCACUUGCUAAGAGAGCUUUCGUAUCUCCCUCUAGCCGUCAUGCAAGCAGCGGCCUGUAUGAAUGCUAGCGGUCUGACAGUACAACAGUAUCGAUCACGACUGGACAAGCACAAAGAACUAGCUAUUAAACACAGCUGUGACUCGUCUGAGGGUAGACUACAAGGUUCUGGUGUGAAAGACACUGUAGCUGCUACGCUGUUUCUCUCCAUCGACCAGAUUAGUCGUGACAAUGCGUUUGCCGCAGACUAUCUGUUUCUUGCUGCAUGCGUAGACCGAAAAGACAUCUCGCUCGACCUUCUAGAGGCAGCCUCGAUGCAAGAAAGAGAAGAUACUAUUAGGGUGCUUGACAAGUAUGCGCUCGUCACUAGGCGACCUGCUGAGUCUGCGCUCGAUGUUCAUCGACUAGUCCAUCAAGCUCUGCGCGAGCGGCUGCAAAUGCAGGGACAGCUCAUACAACGUACUAAACGCACUAUCACACAGCUACUUCGUGUGUUCCCAGAUGAUGAUCAUAGUAACAGAAGCAAGUGGAGACGACUGCUCCCACAUGCCCAAUAUGCUCUGUCGAAUAGUCCGGCGGAUGAUAACGACGAAGAAAGAUUGCGUCUUGCAGCAAACUGUGCUAUAUCUCUGUCUAGUGACGGACGGUAUGAGGAGGCCGAAGAGCUGGGGGUGCAAGUGAUGCAGUCGAGGAAGAGAGUGCUUGGCCACGAGCAUCCUGACACGCUGAGCAGCAUGACUAACCUGGCGUCGACGUACUGGAACCAAGGGCGGUGGAAGGAGGCCGAAGAGCUAGGGGUGCAAGUGAUGCAGUCGAGGAAGAAAGUGCUUGGCGGCGAGCAUCCUGACAUGCUGAUUAGUAUGGGCAACCUAGCGUCGACGUACAGGAAUCAAGGGCGAUGGAAGGAGGCCGAAGAGCUGGAGGUGCAAGUGAUCCAGUCGAGCAAGAGAGUGCUUGGCCACGAGCAUCCUGACACGCUGAGAAGCACGGCCAACCUGGCGUCGACGUACUGGAACCAAGGGCGGUGGAAGGAGGCUGAAGAGCUGGGGGAGCAAGUGAUGCAGGCGAGGAAGAGAGUGCUUGGCGAUGAGCAUCCUGACACGCUGAUUAGUAUGGGCAACCUAGCGUCGACGUACAGGAACCAAGGGCGAUGGAAGGAGGCCGAAGAGCUGGAGGUGCAAGUGAUGCAGGCGAGGAAGAGAGUGCUUGGCGACAAGCAUCCUCACACGCUGAUUAGUAUGGGCAACCUGGCGUCGACGUACAGGAACCAAGGGCGAUGGAAGGAGGCCGAAGAGCUGGAGGUGCAAGUGAUGCAGGCGAGGAAGAGAGUGCUUGGCCACGAGCAUCCUGACACGCUGAGCAGCAUGGCCAACCUGGCGUCGACGUACAGGAACCAAGGGCGAUGGAAGGAGGCCGAACAGCUGGAGGUGCAAGUGAUGCAGGCGAGGAAGAGAGUGCUUGGCGAUGAGCAUCCUGACAUGUUGACUAGCAUGCACAACCUAGCCUUCACGCUGCACUAA
Molecule: messenger RNA, 2994 nt
Organism: Pyrenophora tritici-repentis Pt-1C-BFP
Lineage: Eukaryota; Fungi; Ascomycota; Dothideomycetes; Pleosporales; Pleosporaceae
Source: RefSeq, a predicted model, not a curated record